Clonostachys rhizophaga is the source of this 1368-nucleotide messenger RNA. The record is from the annotation of a GenBank genome assembly. NCBI's taxonomy places the organism in Eukaryota, Fungi, Ascomycota, Sordariomycetes, Hypocreales, Bionectriaceae.
AUGGGCAAACGCAAGAGUCCUGUAGACACCAUGGGUUACUCUCCGCCUAGUCCUCCUGAGUCGACUCUCGACACCGGUCGUCCAGUAACCAUCUCGAGCCCGGUUCAGAUCCCAAAGAAUGGCAAGCGUGUUACAUCGCACGCCCAGAAGCGCCUCUCGGGGACCCCCCGGCGGGUAUCAAGCCAGGCCCAUCUGGCAGGCAACAUUUCACCUUCUGUCGCCGCUCUUCUGGCCGUAACGGAUAUCCCCAAGAUGGGCUCCCAACGACGGAAGCGCAGGUCAGAGCAGCUUCUGACUGCCACCGAUAUUGUGGAUAGGCAGCAGAUGUCCGAGAAGGAGUUCAGCUGGAACAUGUCCCGUACGCCCAUGGAUGUGCUACUGUCGCCUCCCGAGGAGUUUGCCGAUGACAUGAGCAUUGCCGCGAGCGACUGCAACACAUGUUCUGCUCUGUCCACGAGGACCAUGUCUGUGGACUCACUACCAUCGCUCGGUGACUCAUUUGCGACCGACGGCAUUUCGUCUAUCGAAACCCCGGGCAGCCCGAGCUUGUCGAUGCGGAGGAGGAAGAUGAGCCCAAUGCGCCGUUCAUUGGAGCCUCUGCAGUCGCCUCCUGGAGAGGAUCUCGACCACCCACUUUCCAAGAAGCACUUCCAUCAGGAGGAGCCAGCCCUGGAGCCGCUGCCAGAGUCGAUUGAAGAGGAGUCAUCAACGAACCUUUUUGGACAAUUCAAGCCAUUCCGCUACGCUUUCAAAUCCAACCUCACAGCGUCUAUUCGAGCUCUACGGUCUGCUGCGAAGUCUUUCUCUGCGAUCAACUUCUCAUCAAUCCCUUCGGAUGAUUUUCUCACCCGCUCCCUUCUCACAAUUGACCCCAAUGUCCCUUAUGCGGAUGAGAGACGGCCUCCAGUCAUGGACGAUAUUCCUUCGGCCGAGGUACGACGAUAUCUCAACCCAACCACAUCACCUCGCGUUGAGACGCAUCCGGUGACCAUCCCACCCCCUCGCAAGUUUUCUGCAUCAAUUCAGAUGCAGACAUACAAGGUACAGCGGUCAAAGGUUAACUCGGGCCGCAAUAACUACCCACGAUCUUCACCGCAACAUGGUUCACUGAGCCAACCAGAGGAGAAACAAGCUUCUGACCCCGGACCACAAACCCCAGCCCCAGCAGUCCGCCAACGGGAGAUGCGUGAGAAUUCCGACUUCAUCCGCAUUGCAGUUAUGGAAAUGGCAAUGCGCAAGCGCGGCAAGCUGGACGACCAGACACCAGGACGCGCGCGCUGGGCACUCCCACCAAGAAAGUCAUCUACGGUAGCAUAUCAGAUCGGAGCCGACGGUGUGCCCGCGCGAUGGAUCGCCAUCACCUGCUAA